UUUCUACAGAACUUUGGUUAUCUGGUUAGAAACAGGGUCUCAGAACCUUUUCAAGUCUUCCUCCAAAAACCUACCAAAUCUGAUCCCACAUCCAGCAGCUCCAGAACCAGAACCAGAUAUUACCUGUGUUACUUAUUCAGCUCUGAUGAUGAUUUUUUAAAUCAAAUUGAGCAGAGGAAUCGUGGUGUUCAGUGUGUGUGUGUGUGUGUGUGUGUGUGUGUGUGUGUGUCAGUAAGCUGAUCUCUAUGAAUGGAGGGUCAGUCUGAAGCUGAUCUCAGAGCAGCUCCCUGUUUUCCCGUUGUCUGAACUGGUUUGGUUGUAACUGGAUCUUCAGCUGUGAUCUGGUGUUGGUUCUGAUUCAGUUUACAUGAUGUUUAUCUGUAGAUUAACAGAAACACUUCAUCUUCUUCUUCUUCCUCCCCCAGAACAGUGUGUUAUGACUUUUGGUGAUUUAUGUUGUGGUGUGUUUGGGUCAAGUGGACCUGAUGGGAUUUUGCUGAGACAGGUGGGGGAAAACACGAGAAACCAUCUCUUUAGAGCAUUUCACCUCAAAUAUUUACAGUUCAAAUGUGACCCAAAUGGGUCACAAAAACUUUUACUGACUUAAUCAGUACCAGCUUGUCUCAGAUGGCACCUUUUACUACUUAACUUUGGCAGAUUUUCUCAGUGGUAUACUCCCUAACUCAGCAUCCAUCUUGCAGUCUACGUCCUCUCUGAGCUUUGCAGCGAGUAAAAGUCUGUCCAAUGAUGACUCGUCUUGUGUUUCUUUGCUAAAUCAGCCAUGUUUAAAACAGCCAGUGUGUUGAUUUCUAGUUGCUACCAUGUGACACAGUUUUUAAUCACAGCUUACACCAUGUGCUCUAUUGUUGCACUCAUUAGCAUCGACAUGGAGGAUCCAGGAAGAGCCCAUUUUAUUCAUCAUAAUUACUCGGCAGCAUUUGGAACAGUGUCACAUCGCCUCCUUAAAAUAUGCAAACAGGAACUUUUUGUCGCAGUUUACGCAGUUGUUGCAGUAUGCUUUUUGUGAAAGCUCAUAUUUUGAUGAAGAUAAUUUUUUAUGCAGCCCUAGUUCACAGGAAGUGAUUUAAUCUCCUGUCAAAGCAGUUUGUUGAUUUUCAGUCAUUUGUGUGUGUCUUUGUUGUCUGUGAACUUGUAAAUAAAGAUUUAUGACCCACAGAAGGGUGAACAUGACCCAACAUACAAUAAUGUGUUUGUCAGACCUUUAAAUUGACCUUUAACACCACAACUGUCGCCCUCUGCUGGUCACUUCAUAGAAUACAAUUUAAAGAUGCCUCAGCAAUGGCUUCAUUUUUCAGACCCAGAGGUAAAAUCCCAGUUUUUGGCACAUGUUGUGGUUUUUGGGUCGGUAUUUGGACCUGGUUUUGAUUGAUUCGGGACUGGUUUUAGAAUUAAAUAAGUUUGAGCUGAUUUUGGACCAGCCUUGGACACGUUUUACACAGGUUUUGGACCAGUUUUGUAUUCAUUUUGGAGUUGUUUUAGACCAGCUUUACAUUGACUUUAAAUGAGUCUUGGAUGUGUUUUGUACCAGUCUUCCCCUGGGUUUUCAUUAUUUUUGGAGAGCUUUAGGACCAGUAUCAGACUGGUGUUGGAUUAUGUUUUAAGUGUUUCCCAAUCCAGGUCCUUGGAACCCCCUACCCUGCAUGUCUUAGAGAUUUUCCUACUCCAAUACACCCAAUUCAAAUGAAUGAAGUUCCCCACCAAGUUCUCUUGUCGCUUGUAAACAAGCUAUUCAUUUAAUUCAGGUGUUAAAGUAGGGUUACGUCUAAAACAUGCAGGGCAGGGGGUCCCGAGGACCUGGAUUGGGAAACACUGGCUUAAUGUGAUAUUCUGAUGCUGAAGUUAAUCUUUCGGGCUCUGAUUCUUCCUGCUGUUGAGAAAACCCGAGUUGAUUAAACAUCUGCAGUUGGUGACAGCAGAGCAUCUUCAGGUUUACUCUGAAUCCAGGACUUUGUAGUCUCAAUACCCCAUCAGCUGGUCCUCCAACCUGGUUUGGUUUCUAACAAAGGACGAUCAUUGCUUCAGCUGGGCGCUGUCACGGUGUCGCCUGACAUUUUGAGCUGCUGCCUCACUAACAGCUCAGUCUGGUUCCUGUCUCGGUCCAGCGCAGUUCAGAUCUGGUUCCUGUCAGACUGAGGAGUCAUGGUGGAGCUGUCUGAUCAUGUAGAAUCUAACUCCUCAGGUAUGUUAGUGAGUCACACCCUGAAAACACACACCUGGUCGGCAGCUGGCACACUUCUCCACAGAGCCGGACUCCCGAACAGCCACGUCCUUGUUGGUUCAUCCAGGACAGAAACAAACAGCAGGAAGUUUUCUUUAUUUUUCUGACAUUUUAAACACUAAACAACAAAAACAAGAAGGUAAAACGGGAACAGUCUCCUUAUAGAGAUCCAUAUUAAUCUGUUCAUUCCUCAGAUCAGAGGAGAAACAGACACAGACAUGUUACUGUUCGUCUCCCAUCAGAUAAAUCUUCAUCACUCAGGUUCAAGUUCCAACUUAAGCCUUGACUCCUCCUCCUCUUCCUCCUGUUUGUUCAGUGGGAGUGGAGGAGGAUGUGAUCUGAUCCGGUCAGUCAGAGGACAAUAAAUGAUGAUGAUAAUGAUAGUUUGUGAUGAAGAGAAGGAAGCAGCUCUGUGCUUCUUCAUUCCUGUUUCUCUUAAGGUCCAGGUGGACCGAACUGAUCUGGACCGGAUCUGGAAUACCUGAGAGUGAAGGACACCGAGUCAGGCACAGGUCUCAUCACCUGGCUGCCGCUACGUUGCCAGGGCGAUGUUCCGCCGCAAAAAGAAAAAGCAUCGGCUGGAAAUCUCAGCUCCAAAGGACUUCCAGCACCGCGUCCACACAUCCUAUGAUGUCAAAACAGGACGCUACGUGGGUCUGCCGCCGCAGUGGCAGAGCAUCAUCGACACGCUGAAGAGGCCACGCCCCCUGGUGGACCCCUCCAGGAUCACAAAUGUGGAGCUCAAGCCCCAGAAGACGAUUGUUCGGGGCAGCUUCAUCGGUCACGGCGACUACAUCAGUCACGUGAUCUCUGAGUUGAGCCAUCUGUCCGUCACCAGCUCCAACUCUCUGCGCCGCAGCAGCCCAUCGGCAAGGAAACGGGCUCAGUCAAUGGGCUGUCUGGGGGAAUCGGCGCAUGAAGACUUGUAUCAGUACCAAGAGAUUAGUCGUCAUGACAACAGAGUGAAAGGAAAUGAGAACUCCACCUACUGGCAGGACCGGAUCCGACUAGUCCGCAGUGAAAGUGGCAGCCCGAAACUGAACGGACCCCUGGCAAGAACUAAGUCCAGCUGCCAGGUGACCUCUGUGCCUGAGGCCAUGCCCCUCUCACCUGGGACUCCUCAGAGGACAGGUGAGCAUUAUGCCCACAGUGAGGGGGCGGGGCUAAGGAGGAGGGCUCCUUCCUGUCUGCAAACUGUAGAGACCAACAGGGCUCACCUGAGACCAAGACCAGGUGUGACUCACCUGCCUGACCUUCUGUCAUCCUCCAAAGAAACGCCCAGAAGACCACACUCCUCCUACGACCUCAAGCUGCCCUCCUCCUCCUCCAUCAUAGCUAGAAGGUUACUUCAGCCAUCCUCCAUCAGCGUUUCUUCUAAAACUCCAGCUCCUCCAACACAGGAUGUCCCUUCCAAGCCCACACCAUCCCCUGCUGGUUCACCGGGCCCACCUCCAUCCUCCACCCUUCAGCCCAGACCUGACGGAGCUCCUCAAAAGGUGAACCAUGAGCAGUUUAAGGCGGCACUGCAGAUGGUGGUGGACCAAGGGGACCCCCGGAUGACUCUGGAAAACUAUGUGAAGAUCGGGGAGGGGUCCACAGGUGUGGUGUGCAUCGCCCGAGAGCAGCAUAGUGGGCGCCAGGUGGCGGUGAAGAUGAUGGACCUGAGGAAGCAGCAGCGUCGAGAGCUACUUUUUAAUGAGGUGAUGAUCAUGAGGGACUACCGACAUCCAAAUGUAGUGGAAAUGUUUCGCAGCGCCCUGGUAGGGGAAGAGUUGUGGGUCAUCAUGGAGUACCUGCAGGGCGGCGCUCUUACACACAUCAUCAGUGAGACCAGGUUGGAUGAGGAGCAGAUAGCAACGGUCUGCGAAGGCGUCCUGCAGGCGCUGUCUUACCUCCAUGCUCAGGGUGUCAUCCAUCGAGACAUCAAGAGUGACUCCAUCCUGCUCACGUUGGACGGCAGGGUGAAGCUGUCAGACUUUGGCUUCUGCGCUCAGAUCAGUAAAGACGUCCCAAAGAGAAAGUCACUGGUCGGGACUCCGUACUGGAUGGCUCCUGAGGUGAUCGCUAAAACCCCGUAUGGAACGGAGGUGGAUGUCUGGUCCCUGGGCAUCAUGGUGGUGGAGAUGGUGGACGGAGAGCCGCCAUAUUUCAGCGACACACCCAUCAGUGCCAUGAAGAAGCUGAGAGACGAGGAGGCACCAACUGUCAAGAACAUCCAGAGGGUGUCUCCGGUGCUGAAGGACUUCCUGUGUUGCAUGUUGACACGUGACACACAGCAGCGCAGCAGCGCCACCGACCUGCUAGAGCACCCGUUCCUGCUGCAGGCCGGACCACCACGCUGCCUGGUGCCGCUGGUGGAGACGCACCGCAAACGCAUGUCGCUCUGCUGAACACCUGAGGCGCACCUAGGAUCAUAACUAGGAUCAUACCUGAGAUUCACCUGAGAUCACACCUGAAACUCACCUGGUAUGAUACCAGAGACUAAUCUGGGAUUAUACCUGAGACGCACCUGUGAUCAUACCUGAAAUUACACUUGAGACUCACCUAGGAUCAUAUCUGUAGCUCACCUAGGACCAUAGCCCAAAGACACCUGAGAUUAUACCUGAGACACACCUGAUCUCACAUCUGGCACUCACCUGGGAUCCUUUCUGAGACUCACCUGGGAUCAUACCUGAGACUCAUCUCGGAUCACACCUAAGACUCACUUGAGAUGACAUCUGACACUCUCCUAGGAUCAUAUCUGUAGCUCACCUGGGAUCACACUUGAGACUCACCUGGGAUCAUACCUGAGACUCACCUGGGAUCAUACCUGAGACUCACCUGGGAUCAUACCUGAGAGAGAUCAUACUCACACAGGAUCAUAACCCAGAAUCACCUAGGGUCACACUUGAGACUCACCUAGGGUCAUACCUGAGAACUAUCUAAAAAUCUUUUGUGAUCUUCCUGAGACUCACCUGGGAUUGUAACCUAGACUCACCUGUGCUCAUGGGACAACAGAUUUUUUAAUCAUGUAAAGCAGCUUGUGUUGCCUUUCGCAGGAAAAGCGCUUUAUAAAUAAAGUUUGAUUUGAUUUGAUUUGAUUAUAACCUAGACUCACCUGAGAUCAAGCUUGAGACUCGCCUGGUAUCAUACAAUCUGAAUCAUCUGAAUUAUCUGUAAUAAUUUCUGAGACUCACCUGAGAUCGCACCUGAGAAACACCUAGGAUAAUUCUCACCUGUAUAUUCAGACUUCACUGCAGCGCUCUGUUUUUAAAGAUCAGGUGACACAUAAGCUGCAUUCUGAUUGGCUGCUGUGCAGGCUGCGGACUCAGCAGGGUGUCUGCAGGUUAGUGUGUUUAAUGUGUAAACACAGCUGUCACUGGAGAGGAGGAAGUGAACCGCUCAUGUUUACCUGUCAGCUGCACACCUGUGUGCUGCUCCCUGCUUGACCUCUGACCUCCUGUGUUGGAGUUUCUGACAGUAAGAUGGAUGUUUUGGACUUUUCGGGUUCCUUCAGGUUAAUUUUAUUGUUAUUUUUUAUUAAAUAAAUGAAAACUUUUUAUUUUUAUUUAAUGAACUCCGGCUUAACAUGAAAAUCAUAAACAAAGCCGUGCAGAAUUCUUCUGUUUGGUCUGGACGACAGAUCACAUUUCAUACAUAAAACCGCUGCAGGAAAACUUCAUGGAAGAAAUUCCUUUAUGAAAAAGUUUUAUAUGAUUUUAUUUUUAUCUGCAUCAGAACUUUAAUCAAUAAAAAGACCAAUGAACCACCAGAACAAGAAAGAAUAAAAUACAGAAACAUUUCAGAGCUCUUUAUAAAAAUAUAAUUUCAGUCUGGUGGAUAUUUUCCUGAUUGAUGGACUGAAUCAGGGCUUUAGAAAACAGUUUGGAUGUUAUGAGUAUAUGAGAUAAAAAUAACAGGAAGUUCUUGCAUUUUAUUCUUCAUCUAACAGAUGAUUUAUGUAGAAAAAGUUGCACUAGAACACUUUAUUCUGUUUGGGGUUUUCUUUAUAAAAAGCAGAUUAAUUAAUGAUGCAUUAAAAAUAUAAAAUAAU
This is a messenger RNA of Melanotaenia boesemani (Boeseman's rainbowfish), 6272 nucleotides long. It is a transcript of the gene pak6b, whose product is annotated as p21 protein (Cdc42/Rac)-activated kinase 6b. Gene Ontology annotation, cellular component: cytoplasm. The transcript is spliced from 9 exons. NCBI's taxonomy places the organism in Eukaryota, Metazoa, Chordata, Actinopteri, Atheriniformes, Melanotaeniidae. Gene Ontology annotation, molecular function: ATP binding; protein serine/threonine kinase activity. The coding region runs from base 2788 to 4629 and encodes 613 amino acids. Gene Ontology annotation, biological process: protein phosphorylation; regulation of MAPK cascade; intracellular signal transduction. The record is from RefSeq and is a predicted model, not a curated record.